AUGGCAGCCAGAGAUUCCAAUAUUGCAGGAAGAGGAGAUCUUAUUAAAAAUGUUGCAAUCAUCUUUGGAGUUACUGGGCUUGUUGGGAAGGAAUUGGCUAGAAGGCUGAUCUCGACAUCCAAAUGGAAGGUUUAUGGUGUAGCUCGCAAUCCUGAGAUAAAACCAAUCCAAAGUUGUAACUAUCAUUUCAUUUCAUGUGACCUGUUGGAUCCUUUAGAGACUCAGAAAAAGUUGAGUUUGUUGAGAGAUGUUACACAUGUGUUUUGGGUCACUUGGGCUAAAGAGUUUAUGUUUGAUGCUCAAGCUUGUUGUAUUCAGAACAAGGGCAUGAUGUCCAAUGCCUUGAAUGCGAUUCUCCCAAAAGCCAAGGCCUUGAAACAUGUGUCCCUCCAAACUGGAAUGAAGCAUUAUGUGUCACUUCAAGGCCCUUUUAUUGACAAGGAAAUUCGGUUUUACAGUGAAGAAUAUCCAAGACCAAGAGCAACCCAACAUUUUUAUUAUGAUUUAGAAGACUUGCUCAAGGAGAAACUUGCAGGAAAAGUGGGUUGGUCUGUGCACAGGCCCGGCGUGUUGAUGGGCAGUUCUUGCAGAACUUUUUAUAACUUCAUGGGAAGUUUAUGUGUCUAUGGAUCAAUUUGCAAACAUUUAAAGCUACCCUUUUUGUUUGGAGGGACGAGAGAGUCUUGGGAAGAGAUGUGCAUCGAUGGCUCGGAUGCUCGGCUAGUGGCGGAACAACACAUUUGGGCAGCCACAAAUGAGGAAGUUUCUUCCACUGAUGGCCAAGCUUUUAAUGCAAUCAAUGGUCCAAGAUUUACAUGGAAGGAGAUCUGGCCAAGUCUUGGACUCAAGUUUGGUUUACAAGUGCCUCAAAACAUGUUCUUGGAGGAGUUUACAUUCACAAAAGCCAUGAGUGACAAGCAACAAGUAUGGAAAGAAAUUGUGGAAAAGAAAGGACUAAUUGAAACGGAGAUGGAAGAUUUGGCCAACUGGGCAUUCUUGGAUAUCCUGUUUCGUUGUCCUGUGAAAAUGUUGGGUACCAGAGAUAAAGCUGAUAGAUUUGGGUUCAAAUUGAAGUACAACACAUUGGAUUCAAUCUUGUAUUGGAUUGACUCCAUGAGAGAUGAAAAACUAGUUCCUUAAGAGAGGUGGGGUUUGACUUCAUUUUGGAAUCAAAAAAAAAAAAAAAAAGUUUGGGAGAGAAAGUGGUGCACCACACAGGAGAUGGAAAUUAUUAGGAGGUGGGUUUCUACAGGAUCUUUGCAUGU
Molecule: messenger RNA, 1265 nt
Organism: Pistacia vera
Lineage: Eukaryota; Viridiplantae; Streptophyta; Magnoliopsida; Sapindales; Anacardiaceae
Product: iridoid synthase CYC2
Exons: 1
Coding region: 1-1140 (379 amino acids)
Source: RefSeq, a predicted model, not a curated record